This is a messenger RNA of Mollisia scopiformis, 285 nucleotides long. RefSeq names its product PIG-P protein. NCBI's taxonomy places the organism in Eukaryota, Fungi, Ascomycota, Leotiomycetes, Helotiales, Mollisiaceae. The transcript has a single exon. The record is from RefSeq and is a predicted model, not a curated record. The annotation marks the transcript as partial.
AAAGUCCCCACCUACGAAUACUAUGGCUUUGUGUUAUACCUCUUCUCCUCGCUCACAUUCUUGAUGUACCUGCUCUGGUCAUAUCUACCUUCACCAUUCCUACACGCACUUGGCAUAUACUACUAUCCGAAUCGCUGGUGGUCGCUGGCACUUCCCUCGUUCUUGGUAAUGCUGCUGGUUUAUAUCUACGUUGCGUUGGCUAGUUACAAUACAGGAUAUUUGACGCUGCCGUUGAGCAGUAUCGAGACCAUAAUCGACGACGCAGCAAAUGUAGUUACGAUCGAU